Geodia barretti is the source of this 2072-nucleotide messenger RNA. NCBI's taxonomy places the organism in Eukaryota, Metazoa, Porifera, Demospongiae, Tetractinellida, Geodiidae. The record is from the annotation of a GenBank genome assembly.
UCACUACUAGCCAAAAGUCGCGAUCAGAAGAGUAGAAGGAAAGCUUUUGCUGUACAGUGGCCUAACACACUUAGCUCUAGGACAGUCGUAACCGAGAAAGACACGGAGAGAGAUGUUGCAGCAGAUACUGGACACGAUGUACGUGGAUCCAGAGCUUCUGGAACUCAUGACGGACGAACAGAAAGAGCUGCUGUUCAGGAGAAUGAGGGACGAGCAGCUGAGACGGUGGAACGUCAGAGAGAAGGAACCGCAGAAGAAGCCUGCAAGAAAGAAAAAGCAGAGAAAAAUUCAGUUCCUGUUGGGAGAAGAUGGGGAGCCAUGGACAUGGGUAAUGGGGGAACACGGCAGAGACCUGCCCUAUGAUGAGCUGGUGAGGCAGAGCGAGAGGAUAGAGAGAGAGAAGGAGGAGGAGGAAGAGAGGGAGAUACGGAGACAGGCAGAUGAGUUUGCCAAACAGGAAACUGGCCACAUUCUCUCUCUUGCCAGUCGUUUUGGGGAACUUCAAUCUCCCUCCCAGUCCCCCAUUGGCUCCCCAUCCACCAAUCCCUACAACAAGAGAAUGUCUCUGGAUGUCGGAAAGCCAGCCACCAAACAGCCAGUCAGACGUCUCCUCUCCGACUCUGCAGUUGGCACCCACAGUGCCAGCAGACAUAGAGGAAGUUUGCCAGGGAGUCUUCUGGCAGUGCCUGAAUCUUUGUCGACAUCGUCCCUCCUCUCCUCCUCCUCCUCCGGGUCCUCUCUCCCUCGAACUGAGUCCCAACUGGACCUCUCCUCCAGUAAUGAACACAUUGACUACGAGGAAUCUCCACUGCCGCACACCUCGACCAGAGAGAGGUACAAUCAGGACGACCUCAGGAGAAUGACUCUCAAGAAACAAGUCCCAAUCAUUGGUAAGACGAAAGAGGAGCAUCAGGAGUUCCAGGAGCGGAGGGCAGAGGAGAUCUUCUCCACCAUGAGAGAGGUGAAGCAGCUGGCCAGGAAGAAGUCGAUGCAAGUGGCCCACACUGUGGAGGAGAGGUGGAGAGAAAGCGAGCAGAAAGCCAAGGCCUUCGAGAGGACCCGCAAAGCCUCUUUCAACCAGGCCAGGAAACUCAGUCAGAGGCUCCCUAAGAUUGACGAGCGACAGAUCUUGGAGGGAAUCCCCGAGGAAAGGAAGAAGGAGUUGGAACAGAAGAUGAAGUGGGACAGGAAUAAACAGACACGAAAACCCAUCCAUCCAGGCAGGACUAAUCCCUCUAAACCUCUCGUCCGCCGAUCGUCUGUCUUUGAGCCCGGAACUAAGCCCAAGACUCUGGACCAUGUGGUCACCUGGUUCAGAGAGAGGGAGGCCCCUUGCGGACACUGUCGCGAGAGGGACGGAACAAUCUCACUCUGGUUCCACGGUCGGCUUGGGAGAGCAAAGGCAGAGUAUCUACUGGAGAAGAAGCCGGUGGGUAGUUACCUGGUGAGAUUGAGUCUCAAGACAUGGGGCUACACCAUCUCCGUCAAGAGUAAGAGGCAAAAUACUACCUAAUCUUUCUCUUUUUCUCCUUCUUUCUUCUCUCUCUCUGAUCAUGUUAACUUUCACAAUGCGUCCAUGUAGUACAUCUUCCUGUAAUAUAAAGCAUCUAUUGUACGUUUGCUCAGCCUACACCGACGUCAAGCAUUUCCUGGUAGACGUGCCUUCCGGGGGCAGAUACCAGUUCCUCGGACCCAAACAGAGACAGUUCCGCAGCCUCAACGAACUCCUAGCCUUUUACAGGGGCAACCCGAUAACGUCGGCAGGACAGGAGGUGUUGCUGGUGCCAGUGGCUCAGCUGGAGCCAGAAGACAGCGACCUGUUCAGAGAGCUCUUCAGAGAUGACGAUGACGAGGAGGCGUGGUCAACUUGCCUCUAAUUAGGGGGCAAGGCUAGCAUUCCUAUGACUCUCGCACACAACCAUUUACUCAUUUUUCACGACAUAAUAAUUAACUUUAUGAGAAAUGUAUUGUACAUGGGCGAAGUGAACUAUCAUUUGCGUGUUGCGAUUUCUGUGAGCCAUUUAACUCCUUUGCUACUGGUCCGUUUGUUUACUGACUCCCAGUUGUCACGG